AUUGGAACUUAGUGAAGUGUCGGUGAAGUUCAUCGCAGUGACUUGUCAUGUGUUUAAUUGUGUAGACGUUUCUCGAAGACCGAAUUUCUCCAUUAUGUUUCGGAUAAGCAUUCUGCUCCUUGUUCUCGGUGUCGUCCUUCAAGGAUCUUAUGGCGCCACCUACCACGGAGUAUAUCUCGGAGACGUCGGCGACGGUAGCGUCCACGGCGUUUCCGGAAAAGUUUACCUGUCCAGCAAAAAUGAGCUCCACCUCGUCGAUUUCAACUACGACGGUGCUGGUCCAGAUGCCUUUUUCAUGAUCGUCAAAGAAGGGAAUCCCAGCGGCGAAGGAAUUAAGUUGCUCGACGAAAACGGCUCAUCCGCCAAGCUCAAGGGCUACAAGAACAAGAACAUCUACAUUCAGCUGGGUCAGCACGACAUCCGAGACGUGAAAUACUUCUAUGUUUUCUGCAUCAAGGCCAAUCAGCUGUUCGGGGCUGUUCCCAUCAGGAACCCACUGAUCCCCGGAGACCAGAGGAUCAGCGACGGUCUGCAGGGAGCGCACGGCGUGACUUCAGGACCGAUCACCCUGAAGGAUUCGCGAACUGUUGUCAUCAAGGACUUCAGUUAUGACGGAGCAGCACCCGACGCAUUCUUCACCGUGGGCACUGGAACGCCAUCCACCGACGGAGAGAAACUGCCGAACGAGAAAGGCAGCAGCCAGAAGCUCCCCCGAUACUCUAAGCAAACCGUCAUGCUGACGCUUCCUCAAGAUAAAUCCUGGUCAGACUACGACUACCUAUCGGUAUUCUGCCAUCGCGCGCGUCAAGACUUCGCUCACGUUCGAAUUCCGCGAGAACAGCUGAGCGUUCCUGUAGCGAGCAGAUCAGGACCGGCUCCCAGCAUAAAGUACUUCGGUAAGCUGAUAGGCGAGCUACCGACCUUCGCUCAUGAUGUCCGAGGAACGGUUUACGCCGCUAACGAAAACACUGUGGUCGUGACCAACUUCUACUACGACGGAGAAGGUCCAGAUGCCCACUUCUGGGUGGGAACCACGGAACGGCCGACCAGCGCUGGAACCCAGGUUGCGAACGAAGUCGGAUCGCAUCAAAAGCUUGCCCGUUAUCGCGGAGCGUAUCUCGUUUUGACUCUUCCCGAGGGCAAGAAGAUCACCGAUUUCACCUAUUUCGGGGUUUGGUGCAAACAGGCAACCGCGGACUUCGGUCACGUCAAGAUCAGUCGCAAUCUCACGCCUCCGCGUGAGGUUUCGCUAGGUCCACUCCCGACUUACGCUCACGGCGUGAGCUCCGAUGACGUCAUCGUGAAAGACUUCAAGACCCUCUUCAUCAAGAAUCUGAAAUACGAUGGAGCUGGUCCUGAUGCAUUCUUUCUUGUCGGCCGAGGGAGAUCUCCGUCACCUGCCGGAAUCAAGGUCCCGGACGAGCGGGGCAGUUUAGACCGGCUUCACGGAUACCACGGUGACGAUAUCACGAUCCGAUUGCCUCCGGGAGUCUCCGUGUUUGACAUCGAUUACUUUGGACUCUACUGUAUCUACUACACGGAGAACUUCGGGCACGUGAAUCUGCGACAAGACGUUCUCAACGUACCUACGGACAUAAUGGCUUUGAAAUCAGAAAUUCUGACGUUCGAUAACUGCGAAGACAUCAUUCCCGAUCACCUCCAAGUUUCCUGGAAGAUCGACGGGCAGAAUAUCUUCUUCAGGCUCAACGGCAGAGCGGAUCCGGGCCAGUACAUUUCAUUCGGGAUCUCUGGGAAGCGUGAUCGAACCUCGAUGGAUGGCGCGGACGUUGCCGUCGCAUACUACGACGAGAAGAUGUCGCUCGUUAUCCUCAAGGACUACUACUUGGAGUCCAAAGCUCAGUGCUCCAGUGCAAACGGGGGAGUUUGUCCAGACGAACGUUUCGGUGGGAAGAACGAUCUGACGUUGAUUUCGAGCGAAUACCGGAACGGAAUCAUCGAGGUCGUGUACAGUCGCCCGUUGGCCACCAAUGAUAACAACGAUAAAAACAUUCCGGCCUCGGGUGACACGGCCAUCGUCGCAGCCAUCGGUGCAUGGAGCGACGGAAUCGUUCUCAAACACACGAAGUAUCUCACCAGAGACACGAUCCUGAUAAACUUCGGUCGACCACCUGUCAACCAAUGCUUACCCUUGAGCAAUAGAAGAGAUCCCGCCGUCGCUGGGCAGCCGUUCGCUGCACGAAAAGUCAAGAACACCAACAAAUUCACCGCCCAGAUCGGCCCAACCGGUGGAUCGAAGGGAUACGUGAAAAUAACAGGUCAAGAAGGAUGGGGUAUCGCUUGGUGGAUCAAUGGUCAACUCAUACCUGAGCUUCACGUGGUCCGAGGCAGGAACUAUACUUUCGUUGUGGAAGGCGGACUCGAAGUAACGAACACCGCGAAAUAUCAUCCAUUUUACAUCACGAAUAGCCCUGGCGGAGGAGGCGCUAACUAUAUCGAGGAGCUUAAUACUCCCAACCACAUGGUCUACGCCGGUGCUGACGUACAACCGAACGGCAAAGUCAAGCUGGCGACCGGCCGAUACUGCGAGUGGAAACACAAAACGAUCGAUCUCGCAGAGGAAGUCGAGACCUUUGAGGAGUACAAGGCGACCUUGAAGCUGCAGUGCGAUCCCGGCCAACCAGGAAUAUUUCAUUGGGUUCCAGACGACAAGACACCGAACACUGUGUAUUAUCAGUGCUUCACUCACUCGUAUCUCGGUUGGAAAAUUCGCGUUCUGAAUGAGGGCGAAAGCGCUUCGAUUAGCCUUCAGGCAACGACGCUGAUGGUCAUUGCUUCUCUGCUUCUUGCGUUACUCGUCAGAUAGGAAUACGUAGAGUUUUUUUUUUGUAAUUUCGUGGAUUCAAUGACAUUCGAAUCGAUAAUCCAAAGAUUGAGAGGGACGACCGCGAGCGUCCCCAACAAGUAGACUGCCUUUUGUAGAACGGCGUUCGUGAAACAUCCCCAUCGCGUGUAAAUAUCACCAUGAUGGCACCGAGUAGAAUGAAUGGUGGGAACGGUCACGAAAAUGUACAUACAUUAGGUAAGAGAAUGAAAUGCAUGCAUACAGGGCAUCGCGACUUGAGGGCCUCAUCAAGGACCGCAAUCAGGAUCAGAAUGUGGAUGGCUGGAUACUCCAGGGAAGCCGCCACUGUCAUCCUGGUCU
Galendromus occidentalis (western predatory mite) is the source of this 3163-nucleotide messenger RNA. RefSeq names its product protein Skeletor, isoforms B/C. NCBI's taxonomy places the organism in Eukaryota, Metazoa, Arthropoda, Arachnida, Mesostigmata, Phytoseiidae. The record is from RefSeq and is a predicted model, not a curated record. The coding region runs from base 95 to 2824 and encodes 909 amino acids. The transcript is spliced from 13 exons.